Drosophila subpulchrella is the source of this 3387-nucleotide messenger RNA. It is a transcript of the gene Cyp6g2, whose product is annotated as probable cytochrome P450 6g2. The record is from RefSeq and is a predicted model, not a curated record. Gene Ontology annotation, molecular function: iron ion binding; monooxygenase activity; oxidoreductase activity, acting on paired donors, with incorporation or reduction of molecular oxygen. Bases 21 to 1577 code for a protein of 518 amino acids. Gene Ontology annotation, biological process: insecticide catabolic process; response to DDT. NCBI's taxonomy places the organism in Eukaryota, Metazoa, Arthropoda, Insecta, Diptera, Drosophilidae. The transcript has 2 exons.
UUCGGUUUAGAAGCGCAAACAUGGCACUGGGAGUGCUGAUCCUCCUGAUAUCCCUUCUGGUCAUCCUCUAUUUGGCCCUGCAGAAGCAUUACUCCUAUUGGCGGCGAAUGGGAGUACGUGAGAUAAAGCCCAAAUGGAUUGUGGGCAACCUAAUGGGACUACUCAGCAUGCAAAAUAGUCCCGCGGAGUUUAUAUCCCAGCUAUAUAACCAUCCCGAGGCAGAAAACGAACCCUUCGUGGGCAUUCAUGUGUUCCAUAAACCGGCUUUGCUCUUGAGAGACCCCGACAUGGUCAGGAAUAUCCUUGUCAAAGAUUUCGGGAGAUUCUCCAAUCGGUACUCAAGCUCUGAUCAUAAGGGUGAUCCUCUGGGAUCCCAGAACAUAUUCUUCCUGAAGAACCCUGCCUGGAAGGAGGUGCGUCUAAAGCUCUCACCGUUUUUUACCGGCAAUCGACUUAAGCAGAUGUUCCCACUGAUCGAGGAGGUGGGUGCCAGCUUGGAUGCCCAUCUUCGCCAGCAGCCGUUGCAUAACGAACGGAUGCGCUGCUUCGAUUUGGAAGCCAAGGAGCUUUGUGCCCUCUUCACCACGGAUGUGAUAUCCACAGUGGCCUUCGGAGUGAAGGCAAACAGUUUCACCGAUCCUAACGGAGAGUUUCGGCGGCACGGUCGAUCCGUAUUCGAGUUCAGCCUUCUGCGGGCGGCGGAGUUCGUCCUUGUUUUCUUUCUGCCCCGCCUGGUUCCAUUCUUCGGAUUUAAGGUCGUUCCAUCGGAAGCCACACAUUUUCUGCGCCAGACCAUCAACUAUGUGAUGGCGGAGAGGGAGAAGACUGGACAAAAACGCAACGAUCUGAUUGACAUCCUUAUCGAGUUUCGAAGGAGCACUCAGGAGGCCAAAGCUUCAGGGAUACAGGAUCAGUUUGUGUUCGAAGGCGACAUGUUGGUUGCCCAGGCGGUGUUAUUCUUCACCGCCGGCUUCGAGUCCUCCUCCAGCACGAUGGCGUUUGCCAUGUAUGAGCUGGCCAAGGAUGCGGAUUUGCAGCUGCGAUUGAGGGAGGAGAUCAGGGAUGCCCUUGUCGAGAGUGGGGGUCAGGUGACGCUCAAGAUGAUCGAGUCGCUGGAGUUUCUGCAAAUGAUUCUACAAGAGGUACUGCGCAUGUAUCCACCGCUACCGUUUUUGGACCGCGAAUGCACCUCUGGGAGGGAUUACUCGCUAGCUCCUUUCCACAACUUCGUGGUGCCCAAGGGAAUGCCGGUGUACAUACCCUGCUAUGCCCUGCACAUGGAUCCCCAGUACUUCCCACAACCUCGAAAGUUCCUGCCGGAAAGGUUCUCACCAGAAAAUCGGAAACUUCACACGCCCUACACCUACAUGCCCUUUGGCCUUGGUCCGCAUGGAUGCAUUGGAGAACGGUUUGGAUUUCUCCAGGCAAAGGUGGGUCUGGUUUGUCUGCUGCGCAACCACUUGAUAACCACAACCGAACGCACUCCACAUCGCAUGCAACUGGAUCCCAAGGCCAUUAUUACCCAGGCCAAGGGAGGUAUCCAUCUGCGAUUGGUCCGGGAUCCCUUGGGGGUCUAACUCACCUGGAUAUUUUUUGGACAAUUUUUCGGGAGCAAUACAGCAAUGCAGCCUACAACAACUGAACGAUAACUAAGCCGUAGAUUCGCGUGUUUUGGCAUUAAGAAUUCAGCUGGUGUCGCAUCUUAAAGGCAAUUUGAUUGACAAAUUGCGUGUUUUCCACCGGAGCAAUGCGAUGCAAUGUCUAUGGGUUAGGAAAUCAAUCACAAAUACGUAUACAUAUUUAUCAUAUUGGGUAUACCAAUAUAGGCCCUACUUAUUCCCUGAUCUUAGCUAUUGUCAUUUUGUUCAUAUGUAGUUUUGCCGAUUUUGACGUUAUUGUUACAUUUUGAAAUGCAUUUGCAUUCGAUUCCUAAUCAAGUAGUUAAAAUUUAUUUAUUGGUGGCGCAUUUUUAUAGCUGUCAAGUUUACAGAUUAAAGUUAAUUCUAUAAUGAUUUUGUUUUUAUUCAGAAGACCAGGCGCCGCAUCUGACACGGAUUAUUGUAUAAUGAGUGACACAACUUUAUAAAAUGAAAACGCCAGCUGUCAGAAGGCGAUUACCGUCAGCCAAUCAUUUCUAUUUCUAUAUACUAUACUUCCCCAACUCAAUUUAUUUCCCGUGCGGCGCUCUCCUCGUAGAGACGAUCGUUUACGAUCUCCAGGUGGAUGCCACCUUCGGCCUGAAGCACAAAACCCUUGGGAUCGAACCUCAUCUCCUUCAUGGUAGCCUCGCAUUCCCUAACCAAGUGGUUCUUCAGCAGGCUGACGAGGCCCAGUUUGCUCUGGAGAAGGCCAAUCCUGCUGCCGAUGCAGUUGUGGGGUCCGGAUCCGAAGGGCUGAUAUGCCAUGGCCACGAUGGACUUCCGGUUCUCGGGAGAGAAGCGCUCCGGAUCAAACUGGCUGGGGUUUGUCCAGUACUGAGAUUUGGGGCGAAAGUUAAAAGAGAACUUAUACGUUUGAUGAAACAAAAGAUUACCUUUGGAUCAUGUUGCAGGGCAUAGACUGGUAUAAACACAGGGGUUCCGUUCUCAAAGGAAUAGUCGUAGAAAGGCUUCAGGCUCAGAUCCGGCUGCCCCUUCACACUCUCGUACUCGCGGUCCAGGAACGGCAGUACCGGAUACAUGCGCAGCACCUCAUCCACCACCAUUGCCAAGUACUCCAGGGACUGUAUCUUCUCGUAGGACAAUGAACCGCCGCCCUCCACCAAAGCUUCGUUGAUCUCUUCCCGCAAACGCUGCUGCAUCUCCGGAUGUUUGGCCAACUCAUACAGAGCAAAGGACAUGGUCGAGGAGGAGGUCUCGAAUCCCGCAGUGAAGAAUACACCCGCUUGAGCCACGAGGAAGUCUUGAUUCUUGGCAUAGUGCGGCUUUGAAGGCUCCGCCGCCGCCUCCUUGCGCAAACCCACCAAAACAUCAAUCAAAUCAUUGCGGAUCAAGCCCGUUCGCUCCCUUUCCUGCAUUACAUGGCCAAUGGUGCCCCGCAUGAACUGAGCAAAGUCCGGAGUGAAGAACUGGAUGCGCAUCAGCGACACCAGCUUGGGCAGGAAGAAGGCCACGAAAAAGUCCUUGGCACGGGAUAUGGUGAAGGUAAACAACUUGCGUCCGUAGUUACGGAACUCGCCAUUGGGAUUCUGCAGGCUAUUUGCACGGAUCCCAAAGGCAAUGGUGGCAAUGCUGUCCGUGGAGAACUGGGCGCUGAUCUCCUUGAUCUCGGUUAUAUAUUUCCCAGAGCUCUUCUCUCCAUUUCUCUUCAGAGCGUCCUCCAAAUCUUUGCCAAUCUGUAUAGAAAAUUGUAUUUUAUUUUCAAUUAUAAAGAUAGGAAGAAUUAUUA